Gallus gallus (chicken) is the source of this 4131-nucleotide messenger RNA. It is a transcript of the gene LRRC19, whose product is annotated as leucine rich repeat containing 19. Gene Ontology annotation, biological process: interleukin-8 production; positive regulation of non-canonical NF-kappaB signal transduction. Gene Ontology annotation, cellular component: plasma membrane. Gene Ontology annotation, molecular function: protein binding; signaling receptor activity. The record is from RefSeq and is a predicted model, not a curated record. The transcript is spliced from 5 exons. The coding region runs from base 22 to 1233 and encodes 403 amino acids. Lineage: Eukaryota; Metazoa; Chordata; Aves; Galliformes; Phasianidae.
AGGUACAAAGGUUGAAAAAAAAUGUUACAUGAUACCAUUUCAUGUCAGUGCACUGAGAAGUCUGUGUGGGUAUAUGGUGCUCCAAGAAGCAACAGAAAGACUCUGAACAUGAAACUGUCUUGGCUCAUAAUCUGGGCUGGAAUGCUGCUUUUGAAUCAAGUCACUGCUGACUGCAACAUUACUUCUCAAACUGUCAUUUGUGAUGAGUCUGGAAAGAACCUCACUAGCAUCCCCACUGAUUUGUUGCCAAAUGUUACUAAAUUAAAUCUCAAAAACAAUAAAAUAACUUUAAAAUACGACAGAAAGAUUCUUAUAAGGCUUUCUAACCUCACUGAGCUUUAUCUGAAUGAAAACACAAUUACUCUACUGUAUAAUAACAGCUUCUACAGUUUGACAAAACUUGUAAUUCUGGAUAUCAGCAACAAUUGUAUUAAUACAAUUCACCAAGCAGCAUUCGCAGGAUUAUAUCAACUGAUAGUGCUGAAUCUAUCCUAUAAUAGGAUUACUCAAUUAGAUUCAGAUGUAUUAUCUUCUCUAAAAAAUCUGAGAGUUUUGAAUCUACAGAAUAACCUUUUGGAAUACUUUCAUAUAAAACCAUCCUUUAAAUUGACUACAAUUACCUUAGAUGGAAACCCAUGGAACUGCUCCUGUAGCCUCCUUGAUUUACAAAUAUGGCUAACUGCUUCUAAUGUGACAAUGGAAAAUGAGAACAACACUACAUGUACAUUCCCAAACAUAAAGCAAAAAUUCUCUAUCAAGACUGCAACUAUUCAACUAGUUGACUGCGAAACUGAAAAACUUUCUUCAGAAACCACUAUACCUUCCACCUAUGCCAUUAAGCAUCAAAGCACAGACUUUCUAACAGCUCUGACUUCAAACAUCACUGGAAACAAUGAAACACAUGCAGAAUUUCCAGUUCUCGGCAAAAGCUGGACCUUCCUUGUGGGAGUGCUAGGGUUUGUCCUAAGCACUACACUCCUGAUUUUUACUGCCAUAAAAUGCCCAACAUGGUAUCAGUAUUUGAUGAGCUACAGACACCGUCGUCUGGAAGAAAAUGACCCUGAGAUGUUUGCACGGGAGUUCUCAGCUGACAUGAGCUCUUUUCCUGCAAUAUCAGAUAUAAACAAUGAAGAUCCCAUAGUAAUAUUUGAUAAAACUAACGCAUUUGAACCUGAGGAAGAUGGAUUUAUUGAGGACAAAUACAUAGACACUUAUGUAACUGAGCAGAGCUAAUGCCUUACACAAUGGACAAUGAACUGACUUUUCAACCUAUUCAGCCUUCCAGCCUUCUGUACUAUACUAUUUAAAUACAGAACAAAGUGAACCUAAGCAGCCUUGCAUCUCAAAAAACUUGUAACAAAGUACAGCUGCACGAAUCACUAAGGAUAAAAAUUUGGUCAUGUCCACGUGUUGGUGUCACAACAAAUAUUUUGAAACAUGAAGGAACACUGAUCAUCCAUGUUUCAGAAAGAACACUAUAACUUAUGGGAGGAAAAGAGCUUACUGUACACUGCCUAAGAUGACCAAGUCCUUAAAAAGCAUGUUGUGAGCCUGAUAUAAUUACUGACACUAUACAAAUGAAGAAGCCAGAGACAAAAAAACUCUUUGUUUAAACCACUGAAACAGAACACAGUCAGACUGGGGGACUGAAUCCAAAUCAACAGUAUCACAGCUCAGUGGUUUAACAGGCAAAACAAAUAUCUACAAAUAUUUACACUGAAUCACUAGACCAACUUAAAGGUGCCUACAUGCAGUAAAAUGAUAACCAGCACUACUUAUCUGAUACCCUUAUGCUUCAGUUCUCGAUCAAACCAAAUUUCUGCACAUUUUGUUAACACUUAGAAAUAUAUUUAGAGAUAAAUCAGACGUAUUUAUGAGCUGUUGAAAACCACAACAUUAGUGAAAAAUGACUUAUUAUUAAAUGGCAAAUUGUUAUUUUAAAGCUCACCCUUUCAGUCUACUACCACGCAAACUGUUCUCAUGACUUACAAAUUCCUAUUGCAAACAGCUUGCUUCCCUUAUAUACAUCCUUACUUCACCAGACAGGAAUCGCAGUUCUAGUCCCCACUUACACUUACCUUUCCCCCUCUGCUACUACAACACAACAUUCAUAAUCUGCAAUCGGUAGGUCUCCACAGACCAGGAGAAUUCAGUGCCACCUAUCUCUUUCUGGAUGACAAGGUAAGUUAUCAUCACAGCAGUUACUCAGAAGAAUUUAAGGACAGAUACUCCAGCUUCAACUUGAUACUGAUAUAUCAUCUAAGAAGUGUUUGGAUAUCAUCUGUUUCAUGGAUUACACUGCUGACAAAUUUCUGAAUUCAGUAACUUCUCAAUUUCACUGUUUUCAGGUAAGAAUUGGCAGUAUUUGACAGGCAUAUACUUUGCGUACUUACGCUUGUCUUUCUGUGAAAAUUUUAUCCACGCUUUGAGCAUCUCGGUCAUUCUGAACUUUUAACUAGAAAAAAAGAAAAAAAUAUAUAUUUAAUAUAAUAUAUAAGAAGAAAACAUGUUGUAUGUACAAGUUCGAGAUUUUCUGUAAUGGAGAAAGAAGCUGCUCAGAAUGCAGUAGAGAAAGGAGGAGAAGACCUCCUCCCAUAAACAUAAACAAAAAAAUUGGUCAAGAAGCACACAGUUUUCCAGACUACUAAAAUAACAGAAAAAGUAAUCUCAACAAAUGGAACAUGCUUACUGCUUCCAAGGCUUUAAUACUUGGAUAAAUUGUCUCACUAUUCUGGAAAAUUAAGAAAAUUAAGAAGAACAAAGCUGACUGAUUUUGUCAUUGCCUAUGUCGCAGACUUGACUGGAGUUAUUUAAAAGACAGAAAACAGAAGAGAACUAAAAUUUCUAGAGCAUUAGGAAGCUUUAAGCUGCAGUGCAGACAACUGAAUUUGCCUUUCAUAAGGCAAGCAUUCUAUGCUUUUUAGUCAGAUAAAUAACAUAUUGUAAUGCUUGCAAUUUGAGUUGGGGACACAGACUUCUCAAAUCUAAGACACAGAUGCACUAUCACAACAGAAGCACUAUCAUCUGUCCGUACUUUAGACAGUUGCCUCACUGCAAACACAUAAUAACACAAGUGUUAUGUCCAAUUUAAACUGGAAAAGAAAGUAUACAUUUCAAAUAAGUACCAUGCUUUUCUACAUAUGUCAUGUGUUCAAAGCACUGACAUCUAAUAUAUACCAUUUCGUUGAUUAAAUAUAGCAAAUAUCCUAAUUCUUACCAAAUUGUAAUCACGAAUCACUUCUGCUAUGUCUGUAUUGGUGUUAAGUAGAUCCACAACCUGAAAAUAGACAGAAUUCCAACCUGUAAGAAUUUUCAUUUUUUAAAAAGAAAAAGACAAAAAUAAUUACAUACACAUAUACACACGCACACAAAAAAAUAAUCAGAAAAAUAAGUAGCAACUCACAAAGCAUUCACAAAAGUACAGUAUUUAUCUAUUACUGCAAAAAGAAAAACAUUUGAGUUUUAAAUCUGAACAGAUUAUACACAGUUCUUAGAAGUAAUUCUCAUUUAAGGUAGCUAUACAAUAUAGCACUAAUUUAAUUGUAUAUGCAACAGCUUAUCCUAACGCAUACUAAAAUUUCUUGUUUUGUUCUCCUUAGUUUCUAUUUUUUUCUCUUCUAGUAACUGAAUAAACUCAGCAUUAUUAACCACUACACUUUUAAGGAGAAACAACAAUGAAAAAAGAAGUUGAAGUAAAGCAAAAUCAGUAGUAAACAAAGGAAAGAAGGGCAAAGUGUUUUUUUCAGUAUUGAAAGCUGAUAGUAGCAUACCAUGUUGUAGUCCUCUAGCUGACCUUGCCAUUCUUUGAUUUCACCAGCUAAAGCCUCUGCCCUGAAUACAAAACAAGAAGCCAAACUUAAAACAGGAAGUGUUAUACAAUAAAAAUGAAAUAAUAAAAAAAGAUUAAUUUAAUGGUUCCUUGAAGCCUGCACAGUAGCCUAGAACAAAGUCUGGUGACUGAGAAAGUUAACUUUGCAUCAGGUGCCACAGAGCUUACCUUCUCUCAUAUGACAAAUAAGCAGCUUUCUCUUGCUUGUACAUUUUUAUUUCUUCCUGCAGCUUGUUAAUUUCUGAUGUGAGUUCACUGGUUUUGCUUCUGCAAUAAAUAAAUAAAUUUAAAUGUGCAACUAA